AUGGCUUCAGAUAUCCCUAUCAUCGACGCUCAUAUCCACCUUUACCCCAAGUCAGAGCUUGAGACGCUGGCUUGGUGUACCCCGGACAGUCCCCUGGCCAAACAACACUCUCUUGAGGAAUACAAAGCUGCUUUCUCGUCGUCCCCAAACCCUGUAAAGGGCUUCGUCUUCCUGGAGACAGACCGCAAGAAUGACCUAGAAGCCGGGGUCAAGGAUGGCAGCGGCUGGAAGUAUCCACUCGAGGAAGUUUCGUGGUUGAAGCGCAUUGCUCUUGGCCAGCCCAAGGACGGCGAAGGCCACACCAAGGAAGAUGCGAGUUUAUGUGCGGCCUACAUUCCCUGGGCCCCUCUGCCGAGCGGACCUGCGGCCAUGGAGAAGUACAUCGAGCUAGCGCAGAAGGAAGCCGGAGACAGCUGGAAGAAGGUCAGGGGCUUCAGAUACCUCUUGCAGGACAAGCCCGAUGGGACGGGCCUGACUGAUAAUUUCAUCGAGAGUUUGAAGCUUCUUGGACGCAAGGGCUUGGUUUUCGACCUGGGCGUCAACCAACAUGAACGCGGCAGAAUUCAGUUGGAGGAGACUGUCGAAAUGAUCGAUCGGGCACAUGAGGGAGUCCCAGACAACGAGAAGGUCGUCUUUAUCAUCAACCACAUGUGCAAGCCCGAUCUCACCGUCUACAACGUCCUCACUGACACGUCCUACAUUGCAUGGCGGACAGCUAUGUUCACACUCAGUAAGGCCGACAACGUCUACAUGAAGCUCUCGGGCGGCUUCCCUGAGAUGAGCGACUCACUUAAGAAGAGAUCCCCAGAAGAGAUCUUCGAGGCAGUUAGCCCGUGGCUGAGUGUUGUGCUCGCGGCCUUCGGGCCCUCGCGUAUCAUGUUCGCAAGCGACUGGCCUGUGUGCACUGUGGGGGUUGACGGUGCCUGGGGCAAGUGGCAGAAGCUGGUCGAGAGACUCUGCUACAUGGCCUCUCUGACGGACGACGAAAAGAAGCGGAUCUGGGCAGGGACCGCAAUUGCAGCUUAUGGGCUGGAGCUCUGA
This is a messenger RNA of Neoarthrinium moseri, 1041 nucleotides long. RefSeq lists its product as uncharacterized. The coding region runs from base 1 to 1041 and encodes 346 amino acids. The transcript has 2 exons. The record is from RefSeq and is a predicted model, not a curated record. Lineage: Eukaryota; Fungi; Ascomycota; Sordariomycetes; Amphisphaeriales; Apiosporaceae. Gene Ontology annotation, molecular function: hydrolase activity.